Cornus florida is the source of this 1628-nucleotide messenger RNA. Its product is annotated as putative cyclin-D6-1. Gene Ontology annotation, cellular component: nucleus; cyclin-dependent protein kinase holoenzyme complex; cytoplasm. The record is from RefSeq and is a predicted model, not a curated record. The coding region runs from base 215 to 1135 and encodes 306 amino acids. The transcript has 5 exons. Gene Ontology annotation, biological process: mitotic cell cycle phase transition; regulation of cyclin-dependent protein serine/threonine kinase activity. Gene Ontology annotation, molecular function: cyclin-dependent protein serine/threonine kinase regulator activity. Lineage: Eukaryota; Viridiplantae; Streptophyta; Magnoliopsida; Cornales; Cornaceae.
GAGAAAGCAAGACCAGAUGAUGUAGAGAGAGAGAGUGAGAGAGAGGACUAUAAGGGUGAAGUUGAGGUCUCGGACAGCUUUAUUACACAAGAGACACCAAACUCACUUCCUCUCCUUUUUCUUUUCCCUCCCCCCCUCUCUCUCUCUCUCAUUAAUGUGUUUCUUGUACUCUGUCAUCUUCUUUACCACUGAGUGACCUUCACAAACCCCAUCAAUGGAGUUCGAUCUCGAAAACCCAUUACCCGCAUUCCAAGACCUCUACUCCGACUCAUUCCCUUCUCUUUUCCACACCGAGUCCGAUCACAUGCCUCGAAGCCUCCAAGCCACAGAUUUCGAUAUUUCUGUUCGCCGCCAAACCAUCUCUCUAAUCUCAAUCUUCUCUCACAACUUUGAUCCCUUUCUGUCCUACCUAGCCGUUAAUUACCUCGAUCGAUUCCUUUCCACCCAACGCAUACCAGAAGGGAAGUCAUGGGUCUUGCGGCUUCUUGCAGUUUCUUGCGUUUCUUUAGCUUUGAAGAUGAAAGAAACAGAAUUCUCUGCUGUUCAGCACGAGGACGGUGGAUUCAUGUUCGAUAAGCAAACAAUUCGAAGAAUGGAGUUUCUAAUCCUCGGAGCUCUCAAAUGGCGAAUGCGCUCUAUUACUCCUCUCUCUUUCAUCAAUUUCUUUAUCUCAUUGUUCAAAUUCAUAGACCCACCAUCCACGAAAGCUCUCAAAGCUCGAGCCACUGAAAUCAUCUUCAAAGCUCAACAUGAUGUGAAGCUAUUAGAGUUCAAACCGUCGAUAAUUGCAGCAACGACACUUCUCUAUGCUUCUCACGAACUAUUUCCAUUACAAUUUCCAAGCUUUAGACAAGCAAUUUCAAACUGUGCAUAUGUUAAUAAGUGUAAGUUAUUUAGCUGCAACAAUGUGAUGCAAUACAUAACAAGGGAUGGGUACGAGUCGGUGUUAGAAAUGGCAUUGAGCUCGAGCACACCGGUCAAUGUGCUUGACGGGCCGUGCUCAAGCUGGAGCUCAGACAGCGAGAAGACCAAUUCGAGUGGACCCACAAAAAGAAUUAUGCUAGAGAGAGACACAAAGCGUCGAAAGAUUGGCGGUUUUGGAAACGACGGUGUGUUUCAGCUUUAUCAGGUUUAACUUUACUACUGGACACAGACGACGAGGAGUGAGAUAGAGAGAAAGAGAUUGGGACUGACUCAUCAACAAACCAGCUAAUGCACCACUGGUCCAUUCGAGGAUGAGACAGGGCUUGGUAGCUAGAUGGGUCUACCAAAAAGACUCACAGAGAGAGAGACAUAAAUUGAAAAAGGAAAAUGGUUUCUUUCGUUUUCUUAGUUGUCAAACAAGAAAAACAAAACUCAACUUUGAUAUGUAGCGUUAAAUUCCGGUGUUUUGGUGUCUCUUUGUAUCUGGCAGGGGAAUAAGUAACGAAAAUGAUUAAAGAGAAUAAUUCUUUAGGAAAAUACAAGGAUUUUUCUUUGUUUCUUGUACUUUUGGCUUUAUUUUGUGGUCAGUGCGGGAAGGAAAAUGCUGCUUCAAAUGACCAUAUUAUCCUUCAUUGGUGUUUAUGCCUCUUGCAAAAAUUUCUUUUCAAAAAUAAACAAGCUUUAAUUACACCACCUAUAACCAA